Molecule: messenger RNA, 4494 nt
Organism: Pungitius pungitius (ninespine stickleback)
Lineage: Eukaryota; Metazoa; Chordata; Actinopteri; Perciformes; Gasterosteidae
Product: NACHT, LRR and PYD domains-containing protein 3-like
Exons: 7
Coding region: 540-3374 (944 amino acids)
Biological process (GO): intracellular signal transduction
Molecular function (GO): protein binding
Source: RefSeq, a predicted model, not a curated record
AUGAGUACGCAGAUGACGUAUGCGGAUGUUGUUGUGCCUGUGUACGAGCGGGAGUGAGCUGCGGGCGGACCAGAGAGAUGGAAUACUGUUUUCGCCACUGAGGUUGUAGAGAAGGCUGCGUCUUGAGCCUCGGUGGAUGUAGGGGCGACGACGGAGAAGGCAGUGUUGUUGCAGAGUUGUUGUGAUAUCCAGUGAAGGAGGUGCGCGGUGGUUGAAUCUGAAGAGCUGCAAGGACGUGUAUCGAAGCGCCAUGGACGGAGCCGGGUAUGGCAACAGCCGCGGAGAGGCCAACAAGAAAGCCACGAAAAGUAGCCGCAUUGCUGGCAGGCUGCUCCGGAGUGCAGGUCGGCCGGUAGCCGGGUUGUAGUCCGGGUUGUAGUCCGGGUUGUAGUCCGCUGCCCGAGCAGAACACAGCGCGGUUAGGCCAUAGGCAGCCCCGGGAGCUAGCUUGAUGGUGGUCACAGCAGAGUUCCACCGUGACAGGCGGCAAAACCGGGCGACCAGGCAGAGAUACAGUCCAGAUCUUGAGGCAGGGUCAGAUGCCACAGGUACCAGGCGAAAUCGGUGAACUGAAUCCUGGGGGAGGAGAUCGAGGUCAAGAGAUUUUCACCAAAUGUCAACGUGAACUCAAAUCCAACCUGAAGGAGAAGUUCCAGUCUCUGUUUGAGGGCAUCGCUGAAGCAGGAAACUCAACCCUUCUGAAUGAGAUCUACACAGAGCUCUACAUCACAGAGGGAGGGACUGCAGAGGUCAAUCAAGAACAUGAGGUCAGACAGAUUGAAACAGCAUCCUGGAGACCAUCCAGACCAGAAACAACCAUCAGACGAGAAGACCUCUUCAAAGCCUCAGCUGGAGGCAAGAAACCAAUCAGAACAGUGAUGACUAAGGGAGUGGCUGGCAUUGGGAAAACAGUCUUAACACAGAAGUUCACUCUGGACUGGGCUGAAGACAAAGACCACCAGGACAUACAGUUCACAUUUCCAUUCACCUUCAGAGAGCUGAAUGUGCUGAAGAAGAAGUUCAGCUUGGUGGGACUUGUUCAUCACUUCUUCAGUGAAACCAGAGCAGCAGGAAUCUGCAGGUUUGAAGAGUUCCAGGUUGUGUUCAUCUUUGACGGUCUGGAUGAGUGUCGACUUCCUCUGGACUUCCACAACAAUGAGAUCCUGACUGAUGUCACAGAGACCUCCUCAGUGGAUGUGCUCCUCACAAACCUCAUCAGGGGGAAGCUGCUUCCCUCUGCUCGCCUCUGGAUAACCACACGACCUGCAGCAGCCAAUCAGAUCCCUCCUGAGUGUGUUGGCAUGGUGACAGAGGUCAGAGGGUUCAAUGACCCCCAGAAGGAGGAGUACUUCAGGAAGAGGUUCAGAGAGGAGGAGCAGGCCAGCAGGAUCAUCUCUCACAUCAAGACCUCACGAAGCCUCCACAUCAUGUGCCACAUCCCAGUCUUCUGCUGGAUCACUGCUACAGUUCUGGAGGAGGUGUUGAAGACCAGAGAAGGAGGAGAGCUGCCCAAGACCCUGACUGAGAUGUUCAUCCAAUUCCUGGAGGUUCAGUCCAAAGUGAAGAAGAUCAAGUACGAUGGAGGAGCUGAGACGGAUCCACACUGGAGUCCAGAGAGCAGGAAGAUGAUCGAGGCUCUGGGAAAACUGGCCUUUGAUCAGCUGCAGAAAGGUCACCUGAUCUUCUAUGAAUCCGACCUGACAGAGUGUGGCAUCGAUAUCAGAGCAGCCUCAGUGUGCUCAGGAGUGUUCACUCAGAUCUUUAGAAAGGAGAAAGGACUGUCCAAGGAGGUGUUCUGCUUCGUCCAUCUGAGUGUUCAGGAGUUCCUCGCUGCUCUUCAUGUCCAUCUGACCUUCAUCAACUCUGGUGUCAAUCUGAUGGUAGACACAGGCUUUACAGGACGUUUGAUCUCCUGGGUGGCUAAAUUUUUAUAUACACCUCAACCAAUGUGUCUCUACCAGAGUGCUGUGGACCAGGCCUUACAGAGUCCUAAUGGACACCUGGACUUGUUCCUCCGCUUCCUCCUGGGUCUUUCACUGGAGACCAAUCAGAAUUCCCUACAAGAUCUGCUGACACAGAGAAUAAGUUAUUUAACGAUCAUCCUACGAGGUCUGCUGACACAGACAGGAAGUUGCUCACAGACCAAUCAGGAGACAGUCCAGUACAUCAAGGAGAAGAUCAGUGAGAAUGUGUCUCCAGAGAAAAGCAUCAAUCUGUUCCACUGUCUGAAUGAACUGAAUGAAGGUUCUCUAGUGGAGGAGAUCCAACAGUCCCUUAGAUCAGGACGUCUCUCCACACAUGAACUGUCUCCUGCUCAGUGGUCAGCUCUGGUCUUCAUCUUACUGUCAUCACAAGAAGAUCUGGAGGUGUUUGACCUGAAGAAAUACUCUGCUUCAGAGGAGGCUCUUCUGAGGCUGCUGCCAGUGGUCAAAGCCUCCAACAAAGCUGUACUCAGUGACUGUAACCUCUCAGAGAGAAGCUGUGAAGAUCUGUCCUCAGUCCUCAGCUCCCAGUCCUCUAGUCUGAGAGAACUGGAUCUGAGUAACAACGACCUGCAGGAUUCAGGAGUGAAGCUGCUGUCUGAUGGACUGAAGAGUCCACACUGUGACCUGAAGACUCUCAGCCUGUCAGGCUGUCUGAUCACAGAGGAAGGCUGUGCUUCUCUGGUCUCAGCUCUGAGGUCCAACCCCUCCCACCUGAGAGAGCUGGACCUGAGCUACAACCAUCCAGGAGACUCAGGAGUGAAGAUGCUGUCUGAUGGACUGAAGGAUCCUCACUGGAGACUGGAGACUCUCAGGGUGGAGCCUGCUGGAGUCCGAUGGAUCAGACCAGGUCUGAGGAAGUAUUCCUGUGAACUCACAAUCGACACAAACACAGUUCACAGAAAACUCAAACUGUCUGACAACAACAGGGAGGUGACACAUGUGGAGAAGGUUCAGUCAUAUCCUGAUCAUCCAGACAGAUUUGACCUCAGACCUCAGCUGCUGUGUGGAACUGGACUGACUGGUCGCUGUUACUGGGAGGUCAAGUGGAGCGGAUACGUUGAAGUAUCAGUGAGUUACAAAGGAAUCAAGAGGAAAGGAAGCAGUAGAGACUGUUUGUUUGGACACAAUGAUCAGUCCUGGAGUCUGAUCUGCUCUUAUGAAGGUUACUCUGUCCGUCACAAUAAGACAUUAACACCCAUCACCUCCUCCUCCCCCUCCUCUGGUAGAGUAGCAGUGUAUGUGGACUGUCCUGCUGGCUCUCUGACCUUCUACAGAGUCUCCUCUGACUCACUGAUCAACCUCCACACCUUCAGCACCACAUUCACUGAACCUCUUUAUCCUGGGUUCUUGUUCUGUUCUGGUUCCUCAGUGUCUCUGUGUCCUCUUUAGGACGGAGAGUCUCCUCCUGGUGGAGAACCUUCCUCUCUGCUCACCACAUAUUUCAGUCUGUACAGCUGAUGGAGGUCCAUGUGGGUGUAGGUGCAGGUGGAGCAGGUGAGGGGUACCUGAGCUGGUCUGGACUCUGGGGGUCCACAGCUCUCUGGGACUUGUGGUGUUGCAGAUGAACGUGUGAAAGAGCUCAGCGAGGUGUGUUUUAAUGUCUCUGUGGAUGAAUCAAUAAUCAUCAUUUAGAUGUUGGCUCCUAAUUAGGGUUUAAUCUUAAUCUUUAUGUGUCACAUGUUCAAUCAAAAGGUCUCAUCUGCCCCCCCAAUAUGAGACAAAUAUAUCAGUGUGACAAAUUGUCCUUGUUUGUUUGUGUGGUUGCUAAAAUAAUGAAAGAAAGUGAUUUUGAAGAAUUGUUUGUAAUGACAAAAAUAAGUAAAAUAUUUCAUUCUUUUUGAGCUGAUUUUAACUUCAAAUCUUUCUAAAUGUGUUCAGUGGAAUCAAAUCUAAUUUCACAUAAUCAGGUUCGUUCUGAACAAAAACCUUUUAAAAGCUUCAUCAAACCUCUGAAGAAGGUUAAAUGACAGAUAACAUCAUGUACUUGUGUUUUUAUUAAGGUUAUAUAAUAGUACAACGUUUAGUGCCUCCAUGUAUUACUUUGGCUUCACAGGAAUAGAACUGUUUGUUUCUAAUGUGAAUAAAGGACUUUUAUUGGAAACAACAUGAGGUGCAGUGACUGGUCCUGGCCAGCAGAGGGACGUCACUGAUGGGAUUAAACCAGUAAACAGGAUUCAUAUUCCCAACAUGUAUCACAGUGACAAUAUAAUAAAGACCAAAUGUAUGAAUCUAAGUACUAGAAUCCUCUUGAAUAUCUACCAUAGAAAAGUCACAUGACCUUGUGUGUGCUGAAGGUCACCAGGCUUUUUCAUGUCCUCAGUCUCUAAGGGACAUGUCCUCACAUUUAUCUGCUGGAAAACAGCUCUGAGAUUCAGUCUGAAACCCAUCAGCCCUUCAAAGAGACAACCGGGACAUGAAGACACUUUGACCCAUUCAGAGGACAUCCUCAAUGUCUUCCACAUGUCUCACCAGCACAUGAAGACACUUUGACCCAUUCAGAGGACAUCCU